This is a messenger RNA of Phoenix dactylifera (date palm), 2608 nucleotides long. Its product is annotated as alpha-L-arabinofuranosidase 1-like. Gene Ontology annotation, molecular function: alpha-L-arabinofuranosidase activity. Gene Ontology annotation, biological process: L-arabinose metabolic process. NCBI's taxonomy places the organism in Eukaryota, Viridiplantae, Streptophyta, Magnoliopsida, Arecales, Arecaceae. The record is from RefSeq and is a predicted model, not a curated record.
AAGCCGAUGGGCCUUCGAAGUAACGAAACGGGGGGAGUGGAAGAUUGCAUGCCGAACGUCGCUCCCACCCGUCCGAUUCCGAUCCGACGGCCCCGAUCUCGCACGUCGGAAGAGGGCGCCUCCAUGGAACUCCUCGUCUUCUUGCUCCCAUGACCCUGGCAUGAUUUCCGGGGACGUCUCUUCAAGCAAUCACUGUCCUCCACUACUCGCCUACUUAAACCGUAGAACCCCCUCGUUCGAUCCCCCGUGCUCUGGAUCCUACCAUCACCCCUUCUCCUUUGAUUUCUUCCUCAAUAGAUUGUUUUCCUGCUUUUCUGAUCGGAAAUCGGUUGGUUCAGACUCUGGGAUUGAAGGGAGUGUGGGCACAAUGGGUCAUCAAGCAUCAUCUUCCAUUGCUGUUAUUUAUUCUCUAUUUAUACUGUGCGCUAUUCAGCAUUGCAUUGCUUAUGCAUUAAAGGCAAACCGGACUGCACUUCUGACAGUUGAUGCUUCACAGCAAUUGGGUCAAAAGAUCCCAGACACUCUGUUUGGUAUCUUUUUUGAGGAGAUCAACCAUGCAGGAGCUGGUGGAUUAUGGGCAGAACUUGUAAGCAAUAGAGGUUUUGAAGCCGGAGGCCCUAACACUCCUUCAAACAUUGAUCCGUGGUCCAUAAUUGGGAAUGAAUCUUUGAUAUUUGUGUCAACUGACCGUACAUCUUGUUUUGAACGUAAUAAGGUUGCACUUAGGAUGGAGGUACUUUGUGACAGCAACGGAUCUAUUGUCUGUCCACCUGAUGGUGUUGGCAUAUAUAACCCUGGGUAUUGGGGCAUGAAUAUAGAACAAGGGAAGACCUACAAAGUGAUAUUGCAUGUCAGAUCAUCUGAAUCAGUGAAUUUUUCUGUCUCAUUGACAAGCUCAGAUGGAUUGCAAAAACUGGCUUCUACCAAUAGGCUAGCUGCUGCUUCCGAUAUGUCAAACUGGACAAAGAUGGAGUUUCUGUUGCAGUCUGAAGGAACUAAUAGUAACUCAAGACUUCAAUUGACAACUACCAAAAAGGGUGUUAUUUGGUUUGAUCAAGUUUCAGUCAUGCCCUUGGAUACAUACAAGGGACAUGGGUUCCGGAAGGAACUUGCCUCCAUGCUUGAAGACUUGAAACCUCGGUAUAUGAGAUUUCCUGGAGGUUGUUUUGUUGAAGGUGAAUGGCUAAGAAAUGCAUUCCGAUGGAGAGCAACCAUUGGAUCAUGGGAAGAGAGGCCUGGGCACUUUGGUGAUGUUUGGAUGUAUUGGACUGAUGAUGGGCUUGGAUACUUAGAAUAUCUUCAGCUUGCGGAAGAUCUAGGUGCCUUCCCGAUUUGGGUGAUCAAUAAUGGAAUUAGUCACAAUGACGAAGUUGAUACCACUGACAUCUCACCUUUCAUUCAGGAAAUUCUCGAUAGUAUUGAGUUUGCUAGGGGAAGUCCUAAUUCAACAUGGGGCUCUGCUCGAGCAGCAAUGGGACACCCAGAACCUUUUCAAUUGAAUUAUAUAGCAAUUGGGAAUGAAGAUUGCGGCAAGAAAUUUUAUCGAGGGAACUAUCUGAAGUUCUAUUGGGCAAUAAAAGCAGCCUAUCCAGAUAUUAACAUUAUUUCAAACUGCGAUGGGUCAUCUCAACAAUUGGAUCAUCCUGCUGAUUUAUAUGACUUUCAUGUUUAUACCUCUGCUCGCAGUUUGUUUUCAAUGCAUAGACAAUUUGACCGCACAUCACGCACUGGCCCCAAGGUUUUUGUUAGCGAAUAUGCUGUGACUGGAUCAGAUGCUGGCACAGGAAGCCUUUUAGCUGCAUUAGCAGAAGCUGCAUUCCUCAUUGGGUUGGAAAGAAAUAGUGAUGUUGUUCACAUGGCAAGUUAUGCACCACUUUUUGUUAAUGCCAAUGAUCGCAGGUGGAACCCAGAUGCUAUUGUUUUCAACUCAUGGCAGCAGUAUGGAACUCCUAGCUAUUGGGUGCAACAUUUGUUCCAGGAAUCAAGUGGUGCAACCCUUCAUUCUACCACAAUUCAAGCUAAUGCCUCGAAUUCAUUGGUUGCUUCUGCAAUUACGUGGCAGAGUUCCGUAGACAACAGCAAGUACUUAAAAAUAAAGAUUGUCAACUUUGGGAAUGAUAUUGUGAAUCUUAAGAUCUCUGUGGUUGGAGUGCAAACUGCUGUCAACUCAGUUGGAUCGACAAAGACUGUACUCACAUCAAGUAAUCUGAUGGAUGAAAAUUCUUUCAAGGAACCAAACAAGGUCACGCCAAUGCAGACUUCGCUACGUAAUGCAGGAACACAGAUGGAUGUGGUAAUUUCUCCAUAUUCUGUCACCUCAUUUGAUCUAUCACUUGCUCAGGAAGAGUACAGGUCUGCAAUUUGAAAUGACAGUAAAAGGGAAAAAGACGAGGCGAAAAAGAGAAUGAAAUGGCCGAAAGAAAAAGAAGGGUUUGUUCUGUCUAUAUGAACUACAUGCAUUGGGAAAGUUAGAGAGCCAAUCAAUUAAUUUGGUUCUGACAUCUCAUCUAUGAUGAUAAAUAGCAUUAUGCAAGUGUUCGAUAUAUAUCCAUAUUGUGCUUUCUCUUGCCUGCUUUAUUAAUUCUUCUUUACAAAGUUGAACUAUGAA